GGGAGAAGCGGCCGCCAUGUUGGAGGCGCCGCCAUGAAACCGCCGCGGCGGCGCCGCCUGAUCCCGGCGCGGUUCGUGCGGCUCCCGCCGAGCCCCGAGCGGCCGCAGCGGGGCCCGUGGGGGCUGCGGGAGAAGCGGGCGCUGCUGGAGGCGCUGCGGGACGAGGCUCGGCGAGGCCUCCCCGAGUCCCGGCUGGUGGCGGCGCUGAGGGAGCGGCUGCCGCGAAGGAGCGAGGAGGAGAUCCGGGCGCAGCUGGUGCUGCUGCGGGGCCGGGCGGCUCGGGAGGCGCUGAGCUCCAAAUUCCGGAACUUUCUGCAAUUCCAGCGCCGGAUCCGCGCCCCCAUCCAGGUGUGGCAGGACCUGGCUGAGACCCUGGUGGGAGGAGCCCUGGAGAGCCCCCCCAGCGCCGCCUUCUCCCAGGUGCUGACGCUGGCGGCCACGGAGCCCCUGACCCUGGAGCGCUCCAGACCCCCCCAAAAUUUGGACCCCCGAAAUUCGGGGCCUUCCCAAAAUUCGGGGACCCCCCCGGAGGUGGAGACCCCCCAAAAUUCGGGGUCCCCCCAAAACCCGGGGGGGUGGGAGGUGAAUUUUGGGAGGAUUUACGAAUUCCUGGCUCGGAUCAGCUCGGGGGGGGAGGCGCCCCCCCUGCCCCCCACAGAGGCCGCGGUGGUUGUGUCCUUGCUGGCCGCGCUGCCGGCCGAGCUGGGGGCGCUGGCAGCGCCGGGGCGGCUCCAGCGGCACCUGCGGGGGCUCUGGGGGUCCCUGAGCGCCCCCCAGAGCCCGGGGGGGCCCCCGCAGAGCCCCGAGCCCGCCCCGUGCCCCCCCCUGAACCCCCUCCUGCUGCCGCUGGCCUUGCUGGGACGGGCGGCCUGAGCGGGGAUGGGGGGGCGGCAAAAUUCCGAAUUUUCCCAAAAUCCUUGGGGGUCCCGAAAUUCCUUGGGGUGAGACCCCAAAUUCCCGAAUUUUGGGUGGAAUCCCAAAUUCCCUGGGAAUUCCCAGUUUUUGGUGGGGGGAGGGAGGAAUGCCGAAAUUUGGGAUGAUCCCAAAUUCCCUCUUGCUCUUUCCCAGGUUUUUGCGGGAGGGCGAGAGAAAAAAUAAAUGUUUGGAUUUUCCCAAAAUUGGAGCGUUCGGGACUCGUUUGUGGCUGGACUGGGAUGAACUGGGAUGGACUCGCCCGGACUCCCCCCCGUCCCCCUCCAAUGGUUUCGUCCUCCUCUCGUUGGCCACGCCCCCUUUUAAUCACGUGCUCCAUGUUUCUUCCCGCCUGCCACGUGACUAUCCCCGCGCGGUGACGUCAGUCACAUGACGUCAGUCACAUGAGGGCCGCAGCACCGCCCGGAUCCUUCCGCGCCUCCGCCCGGGGCCUUCCCGGGACCGCCCGAGUUACCGGGACCCCUGCUCGUUAACCGGGAUCCCUCCCCCGUUACCGGCACUGGGAGGAGCUGGGGGAGCUUCGGGAGGCCUUAGGAAGGGACUGGGACGGACUGGGAGGAACUGGGCUGAACUCUACGCAGUUUGCGUAGCGCUGUGGGCAGGGCCCUUACGCCAUCCGCGUAGCGCCGUGGGCACCGGCGUGGCACUGGGAGGAGCUGGGCCGAACUGGGAAAGGCCUGGGAGGCCUUGGGAAGGCACUGGGAGGAGCUGGGAUGAACUGGGAUGAACUGGAACGAGCCGUACCACUGAGGGCGAGGCCCUUACGCCAUUUGCGCACAACCCUGAGGGCGCUCCCCUUUCCCUUACGCCAUUUGCGCAGCGCUGAGGGCGCUGCCCGUUCCCUUACGCCAUUUGCGUAGCGCUGAGGGCGCUCCCCGUUCCCUUACGCCAUUUGCGUAGCGCUGAGGGCGCUC
Molecule: messenger RNA, 1847 nt
Organism: Camarhynchus parvulus
Lineage: Eukaryota; Metazoa; Chordata; Aves; Passeriformes; Thraupidae
Gene: SNAPC2
Product: small nuclear RNA activating complex polypeptide 2
Biological process (GO): snRNA transcription
Cellular component (GO): nuclear body
Molecular function (GO): RNA polymerase II general transcription initiation factor activity
Source: RefSeq, a predicted model, not a curated record